Penicillium daleae is the source of this 882-nucleotide messenger RNA. RefSeq names its product ankyrin repeat domain-containing protein. The record is from RefSeq and is a predicted model, not a curated record. The transcript has a single exon. Lineage: Eukaryota; Fungi; Ascomycota; Eurotiomycetes; Eurotiales; Aspergillaceae. Bases 1 to 882 code for a protein of 293 amino acids. Gene Ontology annotation, molecular function: protein binding.
AUGUGCGGCUCCUGGGCUCGCACGGGUCCUCACUUUUCAGCAUACCACGCUUCAGGACGAAGGAGGGAGGUCGAUCCUACAUCUACUCGCGAGGGAGGGGAGGGCGAAUUGAUGAAGCUGCUGCUCGCAAACGCCGGUAUCAGGCCAGACCCGAGGGAUAACUAUGGUCGGACGCCGUUAUCCUAUGCGGCUAGAGGUGGAUAUGAAGUAGUGGUCAGGCUACUGCUGGACCGACAAGAUGUCGAGGCGGACUCGAACGAUAACGAUGGGUUGACUCCGUUAUCCUAUGCGGCUCGAGGUGGACAUGAAGCGGUGGUCAGGCUACUGCUGGACCGACCAGAUGUCGAGGCGGACUCGAACGAUAACGAUGGGUUGACUCCGUUAUCCCUUGCGGCUGGAGGCGGACAUGAAGCGGUGGUCAGGCUACUGCUGGACCGACAAGAUGUUGAGGCGGACUCGAAGGAUAACUUGGGUCGGACACCGUUGUUAUAUGCGGCCUGGCGCGGACAUGAAGCGGUGGUCAGGCUACUGCUGGACCGACAAGAUGUUGAAGCGGACUCGAAGGCUAACUGGGGUCAGACACCGUUGUCCUUUGCGGCUGGAGGCGGACAUGAAGCGGUGGUCAGGCUAUUGCUAGACCGACAAGAUGUUGAGGCGGACUCGAAGGAUAACCUGGGUCGGACACCGUUGUUAUAUGCGGCCUGGCGCGGACAUGAAGCGGUGGUCAGGCUGCUGCUGGACCGACAAGAUGUUGAAGCGGACUCAAAGGCUAACUGGGGUCGGACACCGUUAUCCUGUGCGGCUGAAGGUGGACAUGAAGCAGUGGUCAGGCUAUUGCUAGACCGACAGGAUAUUGAGGCGGACUCGAAGGAUAACUGUUGA